ACCGUGGCCUUAACCGUCUACGCCUGCCUGCGGUCGUCCUCCGACGUCGGCCUGCGCGGCCUCUGAGCUGGUUCCCCUCCUCAUUCUCCUCGCCGUCCCCCGCCAUUGCGUCCAGCUGUGGCCCUCACAGGGCGCGGUCGCUGGCUCUCACCUGACAGGUCCCUGGCCUCAGGACGACAGCCAGCAACAGCACGUUCCCUACAUGAGGGACAAAGCGACGCAGACCCCCAGGGCCUGGGCAGAUGAGAGGAGGAGGGGCUCUCACAAACGCUCGGCCUCCUGUGGGAGCACCGACCAACUCAAGGAGAUUGCCAAAUUGCGUCAGCAGCUUCAGCGCAGCAAACGCAGCAGCCGCCACCGGAGGGACAAGGAUCGCAAGUCGCCGUUCAAUGGCAGCCACACCAUCAUUCAGUCACAGUCGCCUAUGCCCAAGACCAUUCUUAUACCAAUCCCUAUAUCCAAAUCCUCGGCUCCUCGCUUCCGAAACAGCGUGGAGGGCCUGAACCAGGAGAUUGAACGCAUCAUCAUCCGGGACACCCCCGAGAAGGAGGAGACCAUUGUGCCGCAGGAUGUCCCCGAUGGCCACCGCGCACCCCCGCCGGUCCCCCCUCAGCGCAGCAGCAGUACCCGCAGCAUCGACACGCAGACUCCAUCGGGCGGUGGCCUGAGUGGUAACCAUAGCAACUGCAGCAGCCGCCCAGACUCCAUCUCCCCCUCCUACCUCAGCGUCCUCAACGACACGGCGGGAGGCAGCCCCUACGAGGACAAAGAGCUAAGCCCGUGCUCCCCACUUCCCAAGUACGCCGCCUCUCCCAGACCCAACAACAGCUACAUGUUCAAGAGGGAACCGCCAGAGGGCUGCGAGAAGGUCCGAGUGUCUGAGGAGACCAUGCCCAAACCCCUGGAGGAGAUCCCCCCCUUCCUGUGUCCCGACCGCAACAAGGUCAACUUCAUCCCCAACAGCGGUUCCGCCUUCUGCCUCGUCAGCAUCCUCAAGCCCCUGCUUCCCGCCCCGGACCGCAACUUUCGCCCGGGGGUGGGCCUCCGCAGCCUGUCCCCGUCCCUGGUGCCUCUGUCCACCCAGCCCUGUCUCCUGGAGGAGCCUGAGAGCUUCUGACUGGCCCCUUGGCCUCGACCUCAACCCCCCCUCCAUUGGUUAAAUCAGAAAACAUUAUGGAAUUGAUCCUUUUGCUCCUGAAAAAAACAAACAAAAAAAAGCCUUUAGCAUGCCAGCUAAGCUCUCUCUGAUGUCCUUCUUUUGUUGAAAAGCUCCUCCCACUGCCUCCUCCUCUGACGUGGGACUCCUGCCUCCCUGAGCAGGUGUUCGUAGCUCACAUUUCACCGCUUCCUUCGACCCUCAGCACCGCUUCUGUUCCUGUUCUUCUGGGAGGAAACGGCCGUAAGGACAGACUUUUCUCUUUGAUUUCAUCCUAUUAUACCAUGGCGCCUUUCCGCGGACAUAUCUCUUUUUCUAUUUAUGGUUGUUUGUCUUGAUAAGAAUUUUAUGCCUUCCAUUAUAAAGAAGAAAAAAAAAAAAAAAGGAGCCGCUGGUUUCCAUGGAGACCACCAGAUGGACCACAGAGGCUAACUUUGGUGCUGCCAGAUGUAUCGUAGCAUACCUUGGAGGGAUGUGAGAAGUUCAAAAAUGUGCCUGAUGUUUUAGACCGCAGUUUCCCCCGAACCGUCAUAAUGCUGUGAUCCUCGUUGAUCUUUAGCGUAAUUAUGAUCAUUGCACUAUGAAGGCCAUAGAUACAAGCAGUAAAAGGCAGAUAAAGUACAAACAGGAUAUCUUUAAAACACUCCUAGACCAAAUCUGGAUAUCUGUUUGCUAUUAUUUUAUCGCCUGUGGGGUGUAUCUAUGGGAAA
Messenger RNA from Cyprinodon variegatus (sheepshead minnow), 1866 nucleotides. RefSeq names its product protein FAM117B-like (gene fam117ba). The record is from RefSeq and is a predicted model, not a curated record. The transcript is spliced from 7 exons. Bases 203 to 1117 code for a protein of 304 amino acids. NCBI's taxonomy places the organism in Eukaryota, Metazoa, Chordata, Actinopteri, Cyprinodontiformes, Cyprinodontidae.